GCUGCACCGUCCGCUUCCCUCUACUAACCGAAGUAAAAUCUAGGUUUGAGGGGCUGUGAAGUGGGGAUUGAAUCAUGGCGACAACGGCAGCAACGGGAAUGGGAACAGCGAAGAGGAAGCCCGUGUUCGUGAAGGUCGAUCAGCUAAAGCCAGGGACUAGUGGCCACACAUUGACCGUCAAGGUCGUUGACUCCAAUCCUAUUAAGCCCGCCAUCCGCAAGGGCCGGUCCGUGGCGUCUCUGACUCAGCCUCUUCGCCCCUCUCGAAUUGCUGAGUGCCUCGUUGGCGACGAGACUGGCUCUAUCCUUUUCACCGCUCGCAAUGACCAAGUUGAUAUUAUGAAGUCUGGCGCAACAAUUAUCUUGCGAAAUGCUAAGAUUGACAUGUUCAAGGGGACAAUGAGGUUAACGGUUGAUAAAUGGGGGCGCAUUGAAGUGGCAGAGCCUGCUUCUUUCACUGUUAGAAAGGAAAACAAUCUUUCAUUAGUUGAAUAUGAAUUAGUCAAUGUUGCGGAUCAGUGAUUUGUAUUGCACUCCUGGACGUGAAAUAUUUUUUUAUCACCAGAGGGCUUGGUUUUGAAUGUUGAAACAUGAACUGUAAACGAAAUGCCAUUUAAUGAUUCGUAUACAGAUUGCAGCUAA
Messenger RNA from Carica papaya (papaya), 641 nucleotides. RefSeq names its product Nucleic acid-binding, OB-fold-like protein. NCBI's taxonomy places the organism in Eukaryota, Viridiplantae, Streptophyta, Magnoliopsida, Brassicales, Caricaceae. The record is from RefSeq and is a predicted model, not a curated record.